AAAUAGUUCUCGUUCGUGACCAGUGUAUUAAUUUGGAUAACAUCAUGUAUAUACAGCAAGCCAUGUAUAUGCGCAGACUAGCAUAAUUGCAUUCCCUGACCAGCCGCAGUCGAGUGUGCGUGGCCGCUCUCCUUGGCAGCACAGUCAAUUGUUUGCGCUUGGUUUUAUCUCAAUCUCAAAAUUCACCAUUCCAACAUAGCUAGCUGGGUAAAAAAAAAAAAAAGUAUAUUCCAGGCAGACAAUCUGAGUUGUUGACAAGCAAUGCAACAUUAAUGAGGGACUGACUACACUUCGGAAAAAGUCUGACCCUCUGCAUCCCAGCGUCAAACCCAUGACUGAUUCUGACUUGGAAAGGAGCUGUGAAUUUGUUUGUGAUUUAAACAUUCAAGAGGCGGCAGAGAAUGAAUGCUUCUGUCACCUGCAGCUGUCAGGCUACACGCACUGAGGUUUUUCCUAUCUUUUUGUCAGGGGGUGAGCUCAGGUCUGAUUAGCCUAUUACAAGAGAGAAUCCAUUUUUUUUAAAUGGAAAUGAGCUUAUAUGGGAUCAUAGACUACAUGGCUAUUAUAACAAACUCCUUUUUUUUGCAGACAACUCUAAUUCCUUUAAAUUAGCAUCUGUAGAUUUAUGAGGAGGCGGCACCACUUAAGUAAAGUAUGACACGUCAUUCACAUGGAUUUUCUUAUUUUUGGACAUCUAACCAAACCCACUGAUACAUUACUUUUAGUAGCCUAAAACAGUGUAGGCUAGCGAUAUAUAAAUUACAUGGUCGUUUAAGGUGCAAUGCUAUUUUGUGGAUUGAAGAGGCAUUUGUCAUUUAUGAGAUAUGCAUUUUAGGUCUAGUUAUGUUUGCAGUGUUUAAUAGUAAUGCAGUAGACUGUUGUAUGAUAAUUUCUCACCUGAGUUUAUUUUGUGUUUUGCAUGAUUCGUUUAUCAUUUCCGUAGACAACUGAAAGAAGCUGUCAAUAUCUAGGCUAUGUCACGAGCUGUUGGGCAGGGUUUAGGCUACUGUGUAACUUACUGAGCGGUGAUUGGAGGGAGUAGCGAUUUACUUUCCUCUGUUUGUACAGUGCUGAGUCUGCGCCCACACAGACACCACAUAGACUGACACACCCAGCUCCAGUAUAUAAUAGUGCUGCUCAUUCACUUGCCAAUCCAGUCCUCCCACAACCUGCUGCUCUCCCUCACUCGCACGUCUACUGAAAGUGACUGAAGCUAUGGCAGGACCCAGGCCAGUGGUGCUGAGUGGCCCGUCGGGGGCUGGGAAGAGCACGCUGCUCAAGAAGCUGCUCAAGGAGUACGAGGGCAUCUUUGGCUUCAGCGUCUCACACACAACAAGGAGCCCUCGUCCUGGUGAAGAGAAUGGUAAAGAUUACCAUUAUGUUACAAGGGAGUAUAUGCAGGCCAGCAUCGACAAAGGGGAGUUCAUUGAGAGCGCAGUGUUUUCCGGGAACAUGUAUGGGACGAGCAGGGCCUCCGUGCAGGACGUCAAGGACAAGAACCUGAUCUGCGUCCUGGACAUCGACAUGCAGGGCGUUAGGGCGGUCAAGACGACAGACCUCAACCCCAUCUACAUCUUCAUCCAACCUCCGUCCAUGAGCAUCCUGGAAAAACGUUUAAGAGACCGAGAGACAGAGUCAGAGGAGAGCCUCCAGAAACGUUUGCAUGCUGCCCAGGUGGACAUGGUGAUAAGCAAAGAUCCUGGCAUAUUUGACGUUGUCAUUGUCAAUGAUAGUCUUGACGAUGCCUAUGGGAAGUUGAAAGACACUCUUAUUGAGGAAAUCAAAAAAGUCCAGAAAACCAACUUGUCCUCUUAAGCGACGAGAAGCAUGACAUCCAUCCCAGCCGUCCUGGCCACUCCUUACAAAAUGUCAGCCCCUCUAUUCCAAUCCUGAACUUUCUGUCAGAUACUGGUGUGGGAAGGAACUCCAGACAACAUCCCUUGCACCUAGACUUUUGAGUGUGCACUAAGAUCUAGCCUAUGUUUUUACAUAUUGGGAGGAUAUAGGUAGGUAUUAAGAUGAUGAAAACUGUAAGUAGAAGUGGACUAUUUAGCUUUAUUUACUCAUUCGGCACAGUUUUAUUUAUUUUUUGUCCACAAAGAAAAACACUCCAUUAAUGUUUAACCUGUGACUGAGAUGGUCCCUAAUAAGUUUUUCUUCUAUGUUUACUGCAUACAGGAGUUUCUGCCAUUUUUUUUUCUCUUCUGCCCAUUUAGUAGUAUUAUACCCCCAAAGCAUUAACUGUGUUCUCUCUGCUCUUCAACAACAGAAGGCCAUAAUAACAAGACUCAUUCCCACUAAUGGCAGUAUUGUAGUACUCAAGACCACAUUGAGUGUCUCAGUGUUGGAUACAUUUGUACUCGGUCUUAACUCAGUCUGGGACCAGCCGAGAUCAGCAGAGUAAAAAAAACGCCUAAUUACCAGCUUCCAUUCAGUCAGAGCAUAAAACUGCUUCUCCAGGCCAAAUAUAUACACUCCUAUCUUGAAACAUAAAUACCUUAACAGCUUUUAUAUCUAGUAUGGACAUGUUUUCUCAGUGGUGAACCUAUAGGCCUUCAGUGUGACAGGUUAGUACAGUGGUGAACCUAUAGGCCUUCAGUGUAUGACAGGUUAGUACAGUGGUGAACCUAUAGGUCUUCAGUGUGUGACAGGUUAGUACAGUGGUGAACCUAUAGGUCUUCAGUGUGUGACAGGUUAGUACAGUGGUGAACCUAUAGGUCUUCAGUGUGUGACAGGUUAGUACAGUGGUGAACCUAUAGGCCUUCAGUGUAUGACAUGUUUGUCAUUCUGAAAGGACAGCAACCAUAAUUCCAGCACACUCAUGUAUGAGAGUGCACUUUUUGUAAAACACAAUAUGUAGCAAGCUAAAAAACCUGGAGCCUAACGUUAGCUAGAUAGCUACACUAACUAGCUGUUGACUGACUGACUUUUCCCCCUCAUCGUUUUUCGGUGGCUAUACACAGCUAGAGAUGCAGGUAUCAUUUGGUUAGCUAGUAAGAACUUGAACAACUGUGUUCGGAAAUGUAUUCUGGCAAAUGGCUCGUUUGUUUAAAGGCCUACUGUGGCUCUGAUUGGCUAUAGCGCACCGGUCUGUGUAGACUCCGAUCCUGGACAAGACAGAUGUUUUUAUUCUGUUUAAUUUAUGGUUUUAUUUACUGCAGUGUCUAUUAAUUGUCUAAACACACGGCUGCUUCCCCACUCUAUAUUGAUAUGGAAUUUUCACAAAUGCCUUUGUAUACGUAAUUCCCAAACAUUCUAAGAAUUUAUGAAAAUGUCAAAAUGACAAUUUUUUGGGGGGUGUGUAUAUGAUCACAUUUUUAAUAAGAUUUCCUGUUCCUAAAAUGCUAUCAGUUCCACAUUGAAAUGCAACAAUGUUUCACACACAUGUUGUAUUUUCCCUCAGCAUGCAUUUUCUCACUAUUCUGAAUGCCUAAAGAAUCCGUAUGUUGUUAAAUAUGAAAACAGAAAUACUGGACAUUUUGGUGGUGAGUUGACCAAAUUACAAUCAUGGUCUUGAAUUGGACUCGCAUUUUUCUGGUCUUGACUCUGUCUCGGACCCCUUGUCCCCUUCCCGGUCUUGACUCAGUACUGCCCCCCCCCCCCCCCCCCCCCCCCCCCCCCCCCCACACACACACACACCUCCGUCUUGGUCUUGACUCGGACUCUAUUUGCUCCGGUCUUGGUCUUGAAUUGGUCUCGCUUUACGCGGUCUCGAACACAACACUUGUGGAUAAACCAAUUUGUUCAGCAAGAGUAGACACUGGUAUGGUAUGUUCGCAAAUGGCAUUGCUGUUCUGUUUCUGUCCAGCAGAAAUGUCCUUAAACCAGUUAGUGUGGUUGUACAGAGAUGCAUUGGUUGUCGUAAUGGCCACAGCAAGGUGCCAUAGCCAGAAAUGCGAAGAGGAGAAAAUCAAUGGUUAUAUAUUUUUUAUGUUGCCUUUUCAUUAGUUUUAAAAGAGGGAUUCUUGACCCAUAGUAGUUCAUCAACAUAGGGCAGCUAACAAACAAUCACAAGGCCAGGUGCUUGGGCACUAGCUAAGCACAGGCUAACUCUGUCUCUAGAUAGUCACACGGAAGCACCAUACGUAUUACAGCUGAUCUCAGGAACUUACUGUAGCCUAGCUGCUGUUAGCUAAUGAUCCUAGUCAUCUUGUGUGUGAAAAGAUAUGUUUGAAGUUUCCCUGUUUUACCAUACUGAUACAAUUAUGAUAAAGUACAAUAUUCAUUCACUCAUAAAACAAAGGAUUGCCAUUUAGGAUUUACAAUCAUGAUGUUAACCUCUGUAUAACAAAGUUACACUUCUGGAGCCCACAACUCACGGUGAUGUAGUCUAACCCCUAAUACAUGUUUUUGUUGUUUUGACAGUUGCAUUGUAAUGGUGUAAAACUUUUGUAUUGUAUGUUUGUAAAAUAAUAAUCUCACCUAUAUUAUAAUGAUAUUCAGUUGGCCUUUUUUUGGAAAGGAAAUGUUUGAGUGAGAAUUAAAGAGAAUGAAUAUGAAAUAAAUGGAGCAAAUAUUGGCUCUGUCCUCAGGAGAAUAUAGAAAAGCGUAGAACCAAGCACACAGAGCAUUUGCUUUACUUGAAACUGGUUGCAUUGAAUUCCACAAAGCCUCUUUGUUCAAGGCAGCCUUCUAAAAAGGCUGCACUUAUUUAUUUUAAGUUUGUCGUUUAACAUGUUUUCCAUUCAGAACCCAAAUUCAGUUCAUUGGUAACUAAUAUGACAUACUCUGGCCCAUGACUCUUAAACUCCAUAGCUUCUUGUCCUCUGUAUUUGAUCUCCCUUUGAACAAAACAUUCCUUCCUUUGCACAAAUUACUUAUUGAAAUAUAUUUAUUUAACUUUUUCACUCUGAACAGCUUUUUAAUGGUGCAAAUGUUAUACCACUGCUUUGAAUGUGUCAUCUUUGGCCAAAUAUUGACAAUUUACCCAGCCUUCAACGAGUCUUUGUUUAAUAAUAUGUAUUUCUAGUAACAUUAUGUAUUUUACAAGUGUAGUCAAGUAAAUUAAUAAAAAUGUUUUGCCUGGA
Molecule: messenger RNA, 5027 nt
Organism: Oncorhynchus mykiss (rainbow trout)
Lineage: Eukaryota; Metazoa; Chordata; Actinopteri; Salmoniformes; Salmonidae
Source: RefSeq, a predicted model, not a curated record